AUGGAGGCCACAGCUGUUGAGACUCCGUUCCAGCUUCAGCCAGUCAAUCACGUCUCUAACACCAUGGACACUUCGAUGGAUAUUGACAUGGAUCUUGAUUUUGGGCCGGAACCGGAGCCAAUUGAACUGGAAGUUGAGUCCACCACGGCGAACAAUGGCUCAUUCGAAGACUCGAAUCUCCUCAUCUCCAACGAAGAACCCCAGUUCGAGAAAGUUCAUAUCCGCGGCGUCGAUGAACUGGCCACCGACGACAUCAAGCGUUUUGCGAGCGAGCAUUUUCAAAUCGAGGAACCGGCCAGAAUCGAGUGGAUUGAUGAUACUUCUGCGAAUAUCGUAUAUAACUCGCCGGAAGUGGGACUGCAAGCGCUGGCGGCAUUUACUCAGCAGUCGAUGGAGGAAAGUGGUGAUUCGGCAUUGCCUUCGUUACGGCUUCGUACCGCGAAAGCGUUAUCCACGCACCCUGACUCUGUGCUGCAGGUGAGAUCGGCGGUGAAGACGGAUCGCAAGAAAACGUCGGAGCAUAGACGUCGCAAGGGGCUUGAUGAUAAGUUUGAUGAGACCAUGUACGACGACAGUCGGGACGCGAGUCGUGGAUCUAGCCGUGAUGGGAUGCGGGGGAGGCGCAAAGGGGUUGAUGACUUGUUUCCUGAGCAUUCAGAGAAGUCAACGGGACGAUUACGAGAUCGCAGCGCAUCGCCUAUUCGCAAUGCUUUUGAGAAUGGAUCCAGGACCGGUGAUGGGGGUCGGGAAUCGAGCAGGCGUUUCCGAGAUCGGUCCCCGCGACAAAGUAGAGAUAGGAAUGGAUAUUCCCGUCUCAACGCCGGAAAAGAGCUUUUUGGCUCUACAAACGCCUCCAGUGACGAGAGCUCAGGGCGCAGGGAGCUCUUCCCAAACAAAACCGCAGCCAGCUAUCUGAAGAAGGAAUUAUUCCCAAACAAGACCGCUAUCAGCAACCAUCGCCGUUCCGACGCUUUUGACGCUGCAGACGAAACGGCCGAUUUGUUCGCUAAACGCAUCUCCAUACCUCUCGUUGACGGAUCGCACGAUAACGGAGAUGGAGAAAAGGAUAACAGUACCGUCGAGCUCUUCCCUGAUACCAAGCCGAACAAGGGUCUCAAAAUUCGUGGUACAUCUGACGAUCCGGGAUUAUCCAUCCGUGGAAAUGCGGCGAAUGCAAAUAGUGGAAUAGCUAUCAAGGGAACUGCGUCCGUCAGAGAACUGUUCCCGUCUAAAUAUUCCGGCAAUGCAGGAAAAGAGCUGUUUUCUGAUAAGCUUGAAGGAAGAGGUGGCAAACGGAGGAAGGCGGAGGACAUGUUUCUCUGA
Molecule: messenger RNA, 1323 nt
Organism: Uncinocarpus reesii 1704
Lineage: Eukaryota; Fungi; Ascomycota; Eurotiomycetes; Onygenales; Onygenaceae
Exons: 3
Coding region: 1-1323 (440 amino acids)
Cellular component (GO): cytosol; nucleus
Molecular function (GO): RNA 7-methylguanosine cap binding; mRNA binding
Source: RefSeq, a predicted model, not a curated record